Molecule: messenger RNA, 1476 nt
Organism: Astyanax mexicanus (Mexican tetra)
Lineage: Eukaryota; Metazoa; Chordata; Actinopteri; Characiformes; Acestrorhamphidae
Gene: gpsm1a
Product: G protein signaling modulator 1a
Exons: 3
Coding region: 251-754 (167 amino acids)
Molecular function (GO): GTPase regulator activity; protein binding
Source: RefSeq, a predicted model, not a curated record
AGAGACACAAGCCCACUCACAGGCAAGGCUGGGUGUGUGAGAAUGGGAAGUGCACCACGUUUUUGCUGGAUUAUAAAGAACACGCUCCGUCGCUUAUCUAUUUUUUACAGUUUUUCCCCUCUCUGGAAGUGUUGAGGAAGAAGACUGUUGGCAAGCUGGAAACCUCUGCUCAAUAACAGCAAGCCAAGGCCAGGGCUCCUCUAAUGAGGACCGCCUCCUCGCAGUCCUCUGCGAGUCUACCAGCGGACGCAUGGAGAACCGGCACGGUAAGCACCCUCCGCAGCCCAACGGCCAGCCACCCGAGGCCUCGUCCGCGGCCCAGUCUCCCGAGCGCCAGUCUCCACUGCUCACCGGAGCCACCUCCCUCAUCUCCCUCAACCAGACUGAGGAGUUCUUCGACCUGAUAGCCAGCUCCCAGAGCCGCAGGCUGGACGAUCAGAGGGCCAGUAUAGGAGAUCGACUGGGCGUUACGAUAGCACAGAACAACGUCGCCCAUCUCUGCGAAGCCUGUAACCCACAGGAGCCCAGCGAUGAGUUCUUUAAUAUGCUGAUAAAGUAUCAGUCCUCUAGGAUCAAUGAUCAAAGGUGCUCCCUGCCUCCAGCUCCUGAUCCGGACGAAGACUUCUUCAGUCUCAUUCAGAGAGUGCAGGCCAAACGUAUGGAUGAACAGCGGGUCUCCUUCCACCCUGACGAGAAGGAUGACACGGACUCUGAGCCUCCCAAGUCCAAGCCUUCUGAAGAAGACUCCAGUUAGUUAGAGACUGCCGCUGCUCUUCAGUGUGACAUCCCCGGUCCUCAUUAAGCACUGACUCUAAACUUCUGAGAGGGAUAGAUCUCAGUCGUUGGUGGAACUGCUUUGUGGCAUUAAGUCUAGACCAUUUCUCUCCAGUUCUGGUCCUCUACUGCUCCUGCACUGCAUAGUUCGGCUCCACCUUUGUGUAGGUUUUGGGGAUUUGACGAUAACCUACAAUCGCAACGUCAACUAUGGUAUGCAGUAUGAUUUUUUGCACUGAUUGUAAGCUGCAGGCUGCAAUUUGAAGCUGUUUGUGGAUACAACCAACCAACUUUGGUAGUCCCCAGUACACGACAAAUGACAGUGCUUGAGAUGGAAGCUAUAGAGCAAAUGGUCUCAAGAUGUAUUGCACAGGAAAUGGUUAGGUUUUGCACAGUGGUUGAAGGAACCAAAUUAACACUGCAGACUAUUAACACUGCAGGGAUGUGCAUUCGGACUAAUUUUGGUUGUUUAAUACCUUUAAGCAGUGGAUUUAAACUGGAAAAUCUAAACAGGGAUCUGGUUGACAUUACUUGGAAUUAGUUACUCAAAACACACAUUAGGCCUGGGCAAUAGGGAGAAGCAUUUGGAUUUUGGCAAUUACCUGACUUGAUACAUAAUAGUAGGCAACAAAAUGACAUUCAAGUCAAUAUUUCCAGCCAACGAAUUAAUGAGAACUACUACACAGAUUAAUUAUUAGACGG